AUGCAAAAUCAAAUGGUGCGACCGGGGAUGCCACAAGGGGGACCUCGUCCAAUGAGGCCGAGUUUCAACCCUGCCGGCCGACCGGGUCUCUCUCAAGGAUCAUCGAAUUCACCAAGACACCAACAUCCGCAUGCGCCGAUGAGAGGAGCGGGUCCAAUGAGACCUGACAUGAAGAGAGGUCCACGACCAGUUCAGCCAGGGCAGCGUAUGCAAAUGCGUCCCCAGAGACCGCACUUUUCCGGCGCUGCGCCUGGUCCAUCAAGCAGACCAAGCAUGCCUCCUCAAUCGAGGCCAGGAAUGCAAGGGCCUGGAGUCAGACCAGGACGACCCGAAGGGGCAGUAGCUCCUAUCCGCGCGGUGCAGAGUCCUUCGCCCCGAACUCCUUUGAAUCCACAAGCCAGGCCGCAAGGUCUCAAGCCGAUCCGUGGGCUACCGAUUGGCGCCUCUGUCAAAAUUAAAACUAACGUCAAAGUUCCAAACAAACAAGCGGCUCCACCGGUGGCUCCUGUGAAACCGGAUCCGCCAUCGCAGAAGACAUCCGAUUCAUCUGAAAAUGCUCUUCAGCAGUACGAAGUUGCAAAAGCUCCCGAAUCACAGAACUCAGCUGCCAACAAUCAACCCACUGAAACAGAGCCAGAGCCGUCAAAGACAAGCAUACCCGCCAAAAGCGAGACUAAAACGGAAGAAUCCGCACCACCAGAAACUCCUCCCCCGGCGAAAGAAUUGCCAAAACCGCCUCCACCUGAGAACGACUCAUCCGAAGACGAGCUCCAAAUUGACGAGAGCGUUGAACCUGACGCUGUUGGUUGA
Molecule: messenger RNA, 810 nt
Organism: Oikopleura dioica
Lineage: Eukaryota; Metazoa; Chordata; Appendicularia; Copelata; Oikopleuridae
Source: the annotation of a GenBank genome assembly